Molecule: messenger RNA, 2454 nt
Organism: Prunus armeniaca (apricot)
Lineage: Eukaryota; Viridiplantae; Streptophyta; Magnoliopsida; Rosales; Rosaceae
Source: the annotation of a GenBank genome assembly
AUGGAAGAAAAAGUGGUCUCCAAUUCAUAUGCAUUUGUCUCUGAAGAGAAGAGUGAUAGUUUGUAUCCUAUGUAUUUUGGUGUUUCUUGUGCUUUCUUUGCUCUACGGCUCCUGUCAAUACCUGAUAUGCAAGAUGAGAGGUUGUCUGAAGUACGCGAGAAAAUGCUUCGAGGAAGUGCGCAACUGUUGGGAUUGCUUGUAUGGAGAGUUCAGAAAGAAGGAAGAAGUGCGCAAUAUUAUGAACUUCUCCAUAAGCUUGAGACUGCUGAAGUAGAAAUUGGAGGGUUGAAGAGACUGAGGCAUGAAGAUGCAAAAGCCAAUGAGAAAGUUGUGAGCAUCUUUGCUGCACAGGAGCAAUGCUGGUUAAAUGAAAGGAAGAAAUUGCGGCAGCAUAUUGGGGCUCUAAUAAAUGCAUUUAAGGUUCGUGAGAAAAAGGAGGAUGAAACAAUUUCUGACAUGAAUGACAAAAUGAAGGAUAUGGAGCUUUUGGUGCAAUCUAAGGACAAGGCAUUGGGGGAACUGGAGCAGAAGUUGAAAGAAACAGAAGAGAAGCUAACAAAGGCUGAAAGUGUUGCAGAAGAAUUGAGAGAAAAUGCUCAGCGUGCAGCCCAAGAGCAUUCUUCUGAGCUUUUGAAGCACAAAACUGCAUUUUUUGAGCUUGUGUCAAACCAACGGCAGCUUGAUGCUGAUAUGGGUCGAGCACUUAGGCAAGUUGAAGCUUCUAAGCGGGAGAUAAAUGUAGUCUUGGAUCAAAAGGAGGAGUCAUUUGUGAUGGUUCAAAAACUGUCUGCGGAGAUUGUAAAGAUGCAUAAGGAUUUGGAACAGAAAGACAAGAUUUUGUCAGCAAUGCUUAGAAAAUCCAAGUUAGAUACAACAGAGAAGCACAUGCUUCUAAAGGAGAUUAAAUUAUCAAAGGCAAAGAGGAAGCAAGCUGAGCUUGAAACAGAACGAUGGAAGGUAGUCUCUGAGUCUAGACAUGAGAGGCAUUCAUUGAGAAGUAUGUUGGAAAAAGCAAAUUCUAGGUUUGAGAUUGCUUUAAAUGAAAGAGGGGCGAAUUCUAGUGCAACAGGUGCAUCCCAUUUACACAUUGUAAAGACCAUACCACAGCCAGUUCAUGCUCUUCUUGGGUAUGAACAUUCUGAGUUUAUAAAUGAAUCGGAUGGAUACUCGUUUGAGGCAAAGCAGGACCUGGCUGAUGUUAAGCAGUUGGAAGGUUGGGUUCGCUCAGAAGCAGAGAGGUACGCAGCUGUAAUUGAGCAAAGGCAUCACCUAGAAAUGGAUGCUUUUGUAGAGCAAUUAAGACUCAAAGAUGAGAAAUUAGAAACUUAUCGAUGGCGCUUGCUGAGCAUGGAAUUAGAAUCAAAGCGGCUAGAGUCCCAUGUCGAGGGACUGAACAAAGAUUUGGCACAUCUCAGACAUAAUAACAUGAAAUUGGAAGCCUUGCUAUUGGAACGGGAAGAAGAAUUAACUUCCCUGAAAGAGCAGUUUGCAUCACAGUUAAGGUUUCUAAACAGCCAGAAGAACUUAAAUUCAACUGCAUAUGAUUCGUCAGUAGUCAAUGAUACCCUUUGGCACAAAUUCAAUAUCAUAAGUAGGAAAGCGGAUGAGGAAGAUCAGAACACGAAGAGAACUUUGAUGGAACAAUCUCAAGAGCAAGACAUUAAGAAAGAAGAGGAAACCCCGUCUUCUAGCCUGUGUAAAAAUGUAAUUUUGAAGAUACAAUCUCCUGACAAAGAGUUUGAAGUAGAUAAGGAUGUUGCCUAUGAAGGAACAAGUCAAGAGGGAAGUGAAAGUUCAGUGGCAGUUAAUGGCACUGAAAAGUUGGCAUCACCAACGCAUGCCUCAAGUACAAAUAAUUCUCUGUGGAGGAUGGAUCUUCAAGCUCUUGGAGUUUCUUACAAGAUCAAGAGGCUGAAGCAACAACUUCUUAUGCUCGAAAGAUUUACAGGAAAGCACGAAGGUGCUGAAGAUCAUACAGAAAGCAAUGAUGAUGGGCAAAGUGGGAUUAAAGGUUUUCUUUUGCUAAUGUCCCUGCUGAAUAAACAAGUCGGCCGGUACCAGUCUUUCCAAGGGAAGGUUGAUGACCUCUGCCAUAGGAUGCAUGACAAUGGUUUAGAUCAAAAUGGUAGACGCGGAGAUUCGGAUACUGCAAGAACAAAAGACAAGACCAAAACACUAGAGCACUUUCUUGACGAAACAUUUCAGCUGCAGAGAUAUAUGGUUGCAACAGGCCAGAAACUAAUGGAAAUUCAACCCAAGAUUGCUUCUGGACUUGUUGGUGUUGCUGAAGAUCUAGAAACAUGUGCCAGCUUUGACAUGAAUCGCUUCACCGACUUUAUUAGAACUCUCUUCCAGGAAGUUCAAAGAGGUCUAGAGGUUCGGAUAGCUCGAAUUAUUGGAGACCUUGAGGGGACCUUGGCUUGUGAUGGGAUGAUACAGUUGAGGAGGUUAUGA